Messenger RNA from Phaedon cochleariae (mustard beetle), 4803 nucleotides. The record is from the annotation of a GenBank genome assembly. NCBI's taxonomy places the organism in Eukaryota, Metazoa, Arthropoda, Insecta, Coleoptera, Chrysomelidae.
AUGUCUCAAACGCCUCACAAAACGCUACAAAAAAUGUGCAAAUCACCGAAAAGUGCAUCCUACCAUACCAUCAAACAGGAUAAGAUAGAUUACGAGAAUCUGAACACCAACUGCACGGUAGUGGGGUCCAACAACCUCAACCUCGUGAAGAAGCCACAGAUGGUCUCCAGCAUGUCACCUGCAUACUCGAAUCCCAGUCCUGGUUAUCCCCCUUCACCUUAUUCCUCGCCAGCUAGUCUUAAGUCUCCAUCUCCAUCGUUGAAGCCUCCUACGCCGCAGCCGAAUUUUCCAGUUAUGCAGAUCAUCCCCAACAACUUGCUGGCUAGGUCUAUGCAAGCUUCGCAGCCACAGAACAUCAUCAAGUUGAAACCUCAUCUGAACAUUUUGCCUAAACCUUCGGCCAGUCCACAGCCAUCACCAAAACCUAGUGUCAGUCCUCAAAUUGUGAUCCCGAGCAACCCCCAACCAACCGCGUCGAUGGUCCCCACCGGACAGCCAUUGCUCCUUAACCAAAUGCCCAUGUUGACGGCGCCAGGCGUCCAGUUCAUCUUGAGGCCUCAGACGACCACGAAGCUGCAGCCCCAAAUGCAAACCGCCACGGCCACCCCGCAAGGACUGAUACUGCAGCCGGGCGGACAGCAGCUGCUGCAAAUACCCAGAUCUCAGCCGAUGGUCAGGGUGCUGACGAACGGCAUGCACCUCGCUCCGUCUUCCACCACCUACGUCACUCAAGUGGGUAGCCAUCAACAACCAAUCAAUGCAACACACAUCGCACAACAACAGCUAGUCAAUAAUGCUCAUCAGCAUCAACACCAGCAGCAACAACUGCAGCACCAGCAACUGAUGAUGCAUCAUCAGCAACAGGUGAAGAGGAAACCAAAGCACAAGGUGAAAAAGAAACUAGACCUGGCCAAUAUCAUGAAACUAUCGGGCAUCGGCGAUGAGGAUGACAUUCAAUUUGAGAGCGACACGUCUCAAAGCGAGAGUGAACCCACCUCGGUUCCAACGACUCCUCAACCUCAACAAAUAGUCCAUAAUAAUACGAUGCAAGCUCAUAGUAAUUUUGUACAUACAGAUGCCAAGAAGAAUAUGCAGAAUAUUCAAAUUUCGGCGAUGACGCAACCUACCAUAAAUGCAGCUACUCCUGUUGUUCAAGUUCUCAACCAGAACUUCCAAAGCGGCAUGAUCUCUAACAGCACCUCCCAGGCAGCCGCAGCCCAAGCCAGCAUACCUUUCAGCUCAUUCAUAACCCCGAAUUUCACCAUAAAUAACGGUCUCAUGCUACAAAGGACCGGCGGUUUCAAGCUCACCAUGGGCGACGACGGUCGCCUGGUGUUGCAACACGAUCCGACCUUGAAUCAAGACUUGCAGUCUCAGCUGAUCCUGCAAAGCCUCCUCGGAGGCUUGGUCUUGCAGCCCUCCAUGGACCAACAGACGGUGCAGCAGACGGUCCAGACCAUUCAACAGCAAUCGGUGCAAACGAUCCAACAGCAAACGGUGCAAAGCCAAACCAUACAAACCGUUCAACAGCAGACCGUACAGCCGCAGACGGUCCAGCACACCAUACAGUCGCUGCAGCCGCAGAUACAGCAGCAAACCGUGCAGCAUCAAACCAUCCAGCAUCAGACGGUUAACGCGCUGCAGCAGCCGAUGCAAAUCGUGCAGCCGCAACCGAUCCACAGCAUACACUCGCAAGUGCAGCCGAUGCAUACGAUGUCGCAGUCGCAAGUGCACAGUUUGCAGUCGCAAAUCCAAGGACAGAUACAGAGCUUGCUGCAGCAGCAGAACCACGCGGUGCAGACGCAAACUAUGCAGCAUUCGCAAGUACAGCCGCAGAACGUGCAUUCGCAGGCGAUGCAGAGCGUCCAGAAUUUACAGAGCGUGCAAAAUUUACAAGGCGUGCAGAAUGUGCAGAACAUACAAGGCGUGCAGAACUUGCAGAGCGUGCAGAACUUACAAAACGUACAAAGCAUCCAGCAGAACGUCCAAGGGAUACAGCAGAACGUUCAAGGGAUGCAACAGAACGUGCAGAGCUUGCAACAGAACGUCCAAAGCGUACAACAAAACUUGCAGAGUGUACAGCAGAACGUCCAGAGUUUGCAGAAGAAUGUUCAAAGCGUGCAGCAAACUGUUCCCGGUUUGCAACAGGCCAUGCAGAGUGCACAUCAAGGUGGCCAUUCGCAACAAUCGUCAGUACAAUCAGUUCAGAACUUCAACACGCAUCAGUCGCAUUCUCAAAGCCAGCCGGUGCUGAAAGUGCAACCUUUUCAAAAAUCCCAGCCGCCCGUACAGACGGUCCAGCCCAUUCAGCAUCAUAACAUGAAUCAUCAGCAUCAACAGCACCAAUCACAGCAACAGCAGCAACCAAACAUCACAGAAAAUCAACAGAAUCAAAAUAAUACACCGCCUACUUCGUAUGUUGUUAAUUUGACAACGGAUCAAUUGGAGCAGUUGAAGAGGAAUGGGCAGCUGACUGUGAACGGCCAAACGAUCUUCAUGCAGCGUCAAAAUAACGAACAAAUCGAGAAGAAGAUGUCGCCCAAAUCGAAACCAGUGAAAAAAGUCAAUAAAAUACAAAGUAUCAAGAGCAUCCUUCAAGAUAACGUCGAUGAUUCAGUGAAAACCAGCAAUAACACCGAGAAAAUCAAGGAAAACGUUGGCAAAUCCGUAGCUAGUGCCUUAAAUGCAUCUUCGAAGCACACCCUACCUCAAAAUCACGUGCAACCCCAGCCGAUUCCGCAGAACAAGGUGGCGCAGCAACAGGCGAUGGUGCAGCCGCAGGCCUUGGUCCAACCAUCCGUACAAAUACAGCCUAAACCGUCACCGAAGCCGAUGCUCCCGCAGCAGCUGAAGCAGCAAAAAGUCGCCCCCACGGUCAUCGCUCAGGAUUCCAACGGCAGUCAGAGCAACCCCGACGUGGACAAGCUUCUCGGACAGAUAUUCGAAGAAUCUACCAGCGCCAACAAUAGUCCAGUAGCCCAUUCGCCCAGGGCGAACGCUACCCCGAGUCCCUCGCAGCCCCAGCAAAGGAUCACCACGAUACAGCUGACGCCCCAAAAGCAGCAGCACCUGAAGAACAUCCAGCUGCAAAUCCAAAGUUUGUCGGCACGAUUGACGCCAGGGGAUACGGAGAUACAGAGCACGUUGAAGCUGCUGUUCGCCGAGCAGCAGAAGAUCCUGGCAUCGGGGAAGCUGCUUCCUCCGGACAAGGUUUACUAUCACAAUAACCAGCUCACCAUCGUGAAUCCGUCCAGUUUGAACUUGUCGCCGCCGGCGGCGGUGAAGAUCGAACCGCCGCCUAGUCCGCAAAGUUCGGCGGCGGUUCCGAGCAAUAAUCAGCCGGCGGCGAGGACUACUGCCAGUGUUGAGACGCAGUGUUCCAAUGCUCAGCAGCCAACAACAACUCGGACACACUCCUCACCGAGGAUGUCCAUCUCGGCGCCCAACAGCGAAACGACCGCCACCCAAACCAUACAUCACCACCCACAGCCCCCCCUCCCCCACGCCCCAUCCUCCCACCUCCAUCAGCACAACAACAACCACCACCAUCAACAUCAUCACCACGCCCACCAAAACCACGCCCAUCAGAGCCACGCCUCCGUGUCGCCGCGCCCCGCCCUUCAAAGCCCCGCCCCUAAGCACUCGCCGCCCCAUCAGCCCGCCUUCAAUCACCACCACCAGGCGGCGCAGGCGCAUCACCACGGCGGUCUGCCGGCGAGUCACCUACCGAACCACGUCGGCCACACGAAUCACGUGAUCGGGGCUAGGGUAGGGUGUAUGACGUCUGUUGCUCAGCCGAGUGCGCAGCAGCAGGAUCUUCAGUUGAAGCAGCAGCAGCAGCUACAACAGCAGCAGCAGCAGCAGCUACAACAGCAGCAGCAGAAGCAGCAGCAACAACAUUUUCACUCGCAGGCGAAAAAGGCGCAUUUGAUCGAAACACAACUGAAUCUAGACCAAAACGGCGCUGUGAAACCUGACGUCCACACACCAUUCAGAGACAAAAAAGAGGCCUGUAUCAGACUGAUCAGGUACCAUUGCUUCGACCAACCGGUUCUGUCUCAGAAAGACUUGGACAAAGCCGACGAAAUUUUCGAGCUAACAGCUCAACACUUCAUCGGCAAAUUCGCCAAGAUGGAGGAUAAGUACAAAUACCUGAUGAUGAAGGAGAGUAUGCGAGAAGUGCCCACCUCCGAGCUGAUGAUGCUCGACAGGAUGCACGUGAAGGAGGAGCAGGCGGCGCAGAUGCGGCUGCGCGACGACCUCGAGCAGCUGCUCCGUCUGCCGCCGCCGCCCCCCGCGGAGCCCCAGCUGCCGCCCCUCCCACCAGCGCCUGCAACAGAGGGGGCGGGCCAAGGGGGCGGGCCUAACGAGGGCGCGGCCGAGGAUUACGACGAGUGGGCGUGCAUACAGCGCGAACUCGGCUGUCUGCCCGCCCAGGGCGACCCGAAGCCCGCCCAACAGCAACUCCUCGCCCACACCAUCAACCAGGCUAAACGCGCCGCCAACAGCGACUCGCGCCUGGAAACCUUGAAACGGUUCCGCGUCGACAAACACCACCACCAUCACCACCACCACAAGAAACCCCCCGACGUCAUCAUAACCGGCACGCAAAACAGCCAAUCGAAGCUGAUCGGCCAGUCGUGCGGGUACGAGACGUCGCAGAACAGCAGCUAUUCGUCGCACGAGGAGAACGAACCAGAGAACAACAGUAUCGACGAGCAGGUGCAGUCCGCCAUCGAUUCCAUACUGAACUUGCAGCAGAACACUAACGCGCCGUUGGAUUUGGACGGUAUUUUGUCAUGA